Molecule: messenger RNA, 3306 nt
Organism: Penicillium roqueforti
Lineage: Eukaryota; Fungi; Ascomycota; Eurotiomycetes; Eurotiales; Aspergillaceae
Product: glycoside hydrolase family 71 protein
Exons: 3
Coding region: 1-3306 (1101 amino acids)
Biological process (GO): mating projection tip cell wall disassembly
Molecular function (GO): glucan endo-1,3-alpha-glucosidase activity
Source: RefSeq, a predicted model, not a curated record
AUGGUCUCCUUGCUGGCUUGGGCCACGGUGCUGCUGCUCGCCUGCCGAGUGCAGCUGCAAGUACAGGCAGCGGCCGUCUUCGCGCACUUUAUGGUCACAAACACGGCCAACUAUACUUCUAAUGACUGGGAGAACGAUAUUCUUCUGGCGCAGGAUGCGCACAUCGACGCAUUCGCCCUCAACAUGGCGUAUGCCGACUCGACCAACACGGGUGCCCUCGCUGCCGCGUUUUCGGCUGCCGAUAGUCUCGGCUUCAAGCUCUUUUUCUCCUUUGACUACGCAGGUAACGGCGACUGGCCUAAAGCCGACGUGAUCACCCUCAUUCAGCAGUACAGUGCUCACUCGUCCUACUACUUCUAUAAGGGACAGGCCUUUGUCUCGACGUUCGAAGGCCCUGGACGCGCCGACGACUGGCCCGAGAUCAAGGCGGUCACCGGCUGCUUCUUCAUCCCCAGUUGGUCCUCGCUCGGAGCCAAGCCUGCCGUGGCGACGGGGGUCGUGGAUGGUCUGUUCAGCUGGGCGGGCUGGCCCUGGGGCCCCCAGGACGCGGACACCUACGUGGACGCCUCGUAUCUCCAGUAUCUGGAGUCGCUGCCGUACAUGAUGCCGGUCUCGCCGUGGUUCUUCACCAACCUUCCCGGGUACAAAAAAAACUGGAUGUGGCGCGGGGACCACCUGUGGCAUGAUCGAUGGCAGCAGGUCCUAUACAUUCAACCGGAGUUUGUCGAGAUCAUCUCGUGGAACGACUACGGUGAGUCGCACUACAUCGGCCCGCUGUACGACCAGGCCAUGGAAGCGUUUGAGGUCGGCGAGGCCCCCUUCAACUACGCGACAGAAAUGCCCCACGACGGCUGGCGGGCAACGAUCCCCUUCUGGGCCGAUAUGUAUAAGGAUGGAACGGCCGAGGUGACUGAGGAGACGAUUAUCGCCUGGUAUCGGCUUACCCCCGGCGCGGCCUGUGACAGCGGCGGCACAAGCGGCAAUACGGCCUCCCAGCUGCAGGUUGAGUUCCCCCCGGCGGAGAUAGCCCAGGACCGUAUCUUCUUCUCCGCAGUGUUGGGCUCGUUCUCGGGCGCCGUAGUGUCGAUUGGAGACUGGACCCAGACGGUUGGGUGGUUCGAUGUGCCGGAUGAUGAUGUCGGGGUAUACUACGGCGAUGUAGCCAUUGGCGCCCAUCGGGGUCCGGUGACUGUGUCUUUGAUGCGUGAUAAUGUGAUUAUUGCGACGAUUGAGGGCAAGGCCAUCUCGUCGACCUGUGAACAUGGAGUUCAGAAUUGGAAUGCCUGGGUUGGAAGUACGUCUACCGGGGAGACCGUGUCGGCACGACCGACCCGUCUUCUGUCAGAGCAGGUCUGCAUGAACGGUACCGGCGCGAAUAAUUUUGCCGGACUGUGUGGGUUUGCCUGCCGAUACGGAUACUGUCCUCUGGGCGCCUGUACCUGCACGCGAAUGGGCAUCGGGUACGAGCCGCCCAACUCCACGGGUGUCCUCGGAUACCCGAUUGUGGGCGAAGGCGCGAGUUACAGCGGACUGUGCUCGUUUGACUGCAACCUGGGCUUCUGCCCCGAGAGUGCCUGCGGCACUGUGGAGGUCCCGCUCAGCACGCCGACAGUCUCGCCGUUCCUGCCCCCCGCCUGUGUGUCCGGUUCGGGUGAGGGCAACCUAGCUGGGCUGUGCGACUUUGGCUGUGCCCAUGGCUUCUGCCCCAUGAACGCGUGCACCUGCACGGGGCAGGGGGCGCUAAAUGUCAUGGAUCCGACAAGCGAGACCGUUGGGACCGCCGCACCGGGAGUAGACGCUACCGUCUACGGUCCUCUGUGCGAGUACACUUGUCAACGCGGAUACUGUCCCGAAGGCGCCUGUAUCGUCGCCGAGGACUCGGACUCGGGCUCGGGGUCCGGGGAUGGACCAGGCGAUGGCGAGGUCUACAUUGCCCCGUCGAUCUGGAAUAUGCCCUCGCCGGUCGUGCAAUGUGAGCCUCCGUGCUCGCUGAUCAUGCCUCCGCUGCAGCUGGCCAGCCCUUCUGUAAUAUCCAUCCCUCCCUGGGAGAGCCCCGUCGAGCAGAGUUACUUGACGACCAGAACGACUACCUAUGACGACGGAGUCGUCGAAACAUACAAUGGCUAUGCGGUUGCCACCACCACCAUUACCAUAUCCUUUCCCCCUUCGGUCGUCACCGAGAUCCCCGUAUGGGGAGUGACCAUCAAUGCCAGCCAGGCUCAGCCAACCGAGUUGGAAAUGACGAGGAGCAUCACCCUGCCCUAUAUGGUAUGGUCGCUUCCCCCGUUCGAUGAAGACCCCAACGCGACAAGCAUGACGGGGACGGUCCUUCCGCCCCCAUAUCCAUGGUCCCAGGCCAGCAAGGACUCCGAGCUCAAUACCGCGACCACCACCUGGUCGUCCGGCAGUGCGACUCCCACGGCAGAUAGGGGUAACCCGGACGUCGGCGUCUCGUGUAAGCCAUUCUGCCACCUGUGUCUCUUGUGCCGCCCAGACUGGAGCGGGGGCGGCGGCGGGGGCUCCGACGAUGGCAGCAACAGCAACAGCAACAGCAACAGCAACGAGGACGAGUGCAGCACGCGAGAGGCGGAGAUUUGCUCUACCGUGUGUGUGGCCGGGUCCGGGUGCGAGUUCGACUGCUCCACGACCACCGGCUGUUCCGUCACGGCCUCGGCCACCAGCACCGUGGGCACGCCCGCGCCCGCCGUGGCCAUCACGCUGGAGCAAUGGCCUGAAGCCACCGAGGAGCCCGAUGCAGAGGUGACCAGCAUCGCUCGGUCGCUCGACUCCCGGCUCUCCGCCCUGUAUGGAGACCUCACCGUCCUAACGGGAUACGAGGAUGGAGCCGCCACGGCCACGGCCACCAGCACCAGUCGCGCGACCACGACGACCAGCGCCCCCCCGGACCUCCCAACCUCACUUUCCGACCUCCAGUUCGUGAUCUUCCUGCGCAAACCCGCCGACUCCCUGGACUCCUGGACCUGGUCCGGCUACCUCCUCCCGACGUACUACGACGAGGAGUACGUGUGCAACAACGCGUACGAGGUUGUCACGAGCACCGAUAAUAUCCCAAAUCAAACGGAUGAGGACUCCGACUACGGAUACCCGAUGUAUCUGGGUCCGUUUGCCGCGCAGGAUUUGAACUGUGGGUAUGUGUCCCAAGGCCUGACGCCGGGCGACGUGCACUGCGGCACUCAGGUACUGACGUGCCUCGAGCUUGAUGCGCUGCAUGCUCUGGGGUAUCCGGGGUAUACUUGUGGGAAUACGGAGUUUUACAUGCAGGCUUGGUGCCCGAUGGCAGACUAA